UCGUCCUCGUGAGCUUCGGGCCGGCGGCAGUGAAACCCGGGCUCCACAGCAGAGACGGAGCCCGGGGAUUUCAGGGCUCCCCACCACGCAGCCGGCAGGCCUGGACGCAGCCUGGCACGGAGCCACGCGGGCCCGACCGGAGCCUGGCGUGCGAUCCCCGGCUGCCGGUGCGGGCGGCUCCAACGCGCCCAAAACCCCACAGGCCGCGGCCCCGCGCCUCGCACAGCCCCGGAGCUCGGCUCGCCUCCUUAAGAGCGGCGGUCAGCUGACAGCUGGCGCCUCCUCCGCCGCGCGGCUGCAAAGUGCCGAAUGCCCGCAACGCGGAGCGCGACGGCACCCGGACCGGCAGGGACCGCCGAGCGUGCGGGACAUCGCGCAGCCAUCCGACAGAAGCACUUGGAUGUCUGGAAUUCAAUAUACUUUUUUUUAUGCUCUUAAGCUGAAGUAGAACAAAUAAGUGCAAGAAAUUUCUCUAGUUCAGGCAAUUACAGGUCAUACUGAAUCCUGCUUUGAAUAACUGAGAAGCCUCUUCGGUGUGGAACUGUACAAGACAUUUGGCAGUUGUCUUGAAUAAAAAUUGAGACAGAAAUGUCCUUCAUAGAUCCUUAUCAACACAUUGUGGUGGAACACCAGUACUCACACAUAUUCACUGUGACAGUAAGGAAAGCCACAAAUGUCACAAAAGGAGCCAUUGGUGACAUGCUUGACACUCCAGACCCCUAUGUGGAACUGUUCAUCCCUUCCGCUCCUGACUGCAGAAAGAGAACUAAACAUUUCAAUAAUGAUGUGAAUCCUGUGUGGAACGAGACUUUUGAGUUCAUUCUGGACCCCAACCAGGAGAACGUUCUUGAGGUUACUUUGAUGGAUGCCAACUAUGUUAUGGAUGAGACUCUUGGUAUGGCCACAUUUCCUAUAUCCUCUCUGAAACUGGGAGAGAAGAAGGAGGUCCAAUUAACUUUCAACAAUGUUACAGAAAUGACUUUGGAGCUGUCUCUUGAAGUGUGCUCUUCAACUGACCUCCGGUUCAGCAUGGCUCUGUGUGACGAGGAGAAGAAAUUCCGGCAGCAGCGGAAGGAUAAUAUCAUGCAGAGUAUGAAGUCAUUCCUAGGAGAGGAAAACAGCAAGAACUUGACCACUUCCCGUGACGUACCAGUGAUAGCAGUACUGGGUUCAGGAGGUGGAUUUCGAGCCAUGGUUGGGUUUGCUGGAGUCAUGAAAGCACUUUAUGAAUCAGGAGUUUUAGACUGUGCAACUUACGUCGCUGGUCUUUCUGGAUCCACGUGGUACAUGUCAACUUUGUAUUCACACCCGGAUUUUCCAGAAAAAGGACCAAAGGAGAUUAAUCAAGAAUUGAUGAACUCUGUCAGUCACAACCCGCUUCUGCUGCUCACUCCUCAGAAAGUCAAACGCUACAUUGAAGCAUUGUGGAAUAAAAAAAGCUCAGGGCAGCCAGUCACCUUUACUGAUAUCUUUGGAAUGCUUAUAGGUGAAACGCUUAUUCAUAACAGAAUGGACACCACUCUGAGUGACAUGAAGGAGAAAGUCAAUGAAGCACAGUGUGCUCUUCCACUCUUUACAUGUCUCCACGUCAAACCAGAUGUCUCAGAGCUUAUGUUUGCAGACUGGGUGGAAUUCAGUCCGUAUGAAAUCGGUAUGGCGAAGUAUGGCACUUUUAUGUCUCCUGAUUUGUUUGGAAGCAAAUUUUUUAUGGGAACAGUGGUGAAGAAAUACAGUGAAAAUCCUUUGCAUUUCUUGAUGGGUGUCUGGGGCAGCGCGUUUUCUAUAUUAUUUAACAGAGUGCUCGGUGUCUCCAAUUCUCAAAACAAAGGUCCCACCAUGGAAGAAGAACUAGAAAAUAUUAGACUAAAGCACCUUGUAAGUAAUGACAGCUCAGACAGUGAAGAUGAAUCACAGCAUCCAAAAGGCACUGAAAAUUCAGAGGCAAAUGAAGAGUAUCAGAACAGCAGCCAAGAAAGCUGGGUGCAGCGAAUGCUGAUGGCUUUGGUGGGUGAUAGUGCCCUUUUCAAUACCAGGGAAGGACGUGCUGGGAAAGUGCACAACUUCAUGCUGGGAUUGAACCUCAACAGCUGUUACCCACUGUCUCCUCUGGCAGACCUCCUGACUCAGGAAUCUGUGGAAGAAGAUGAACUAGAUGCAGCCGUUGCAGAUCCUGAUGAGUUUGAGAGGAUAUAUGAGCCACUAGAUGUGAAGAGCAAAAAGAUUCACAUUGUGGACAGUGGUCUUACAUUUAACCUUCCAUAUCCACUUAUCCUAAGACCUCAAAGAGGAGUUGAUCUCAUCAUCUCUUUCGAUUUUUCAGCAAGGCCAAGUGAUUCCAGUCCGCCUUUCAAAGAAAUUUUACUUGCUGAAAAAUGGGCCAAAAUGAACAAGCUUCCUUUCCCAAAAAUAGAUCCAAAUGUUUUUGAUCGAGAGGGCUUGAAGGAGUGCUAUGUUUUUAAACCAAAGGAUACCUCUUCAGAGAAGGAUUGCCCAACUAUAAUCCAUUUUGUACUGGCAAACAUCAACUUCCGGAAGUACAAAGCUCCAGGUCUUCCAAGAGAGACAAAGGAAGAGAAGGACUUUGCUGACUUUGACAUUUUUGAUGAUCCUAAUACACCAUUCUCUACCUUCAACUUCCAGUAUCCCAAUGAGGCUUUCAAGAGGCUUCACGAUUUAAUGGAGUUCAACACCCUCAAUAACUUAGAUGUGAUCAAGCAGGCUAUGAUGGAAAGCAUUGAAUACAGAAAGGAAAAUCCAUCUCGCUGCUCUGUGUCACUUAGCAGUGUUGAAGCACGGAGAUUCUUUAACAAGAACAAUCUUAACAACAACCACACGUAGAGAAUGUGUCAUAGGUCUGCUGCUUCAAGAAACUGAUUCUAUCUUUAUAACUGGAUUCAGAAAGACAUUAUGAGAGCAACACUCCUCUCGAAAAAAAGGGCUGUGCUGAACUCCUGAAAACAUUUUCUUGCGAAUUUUCAAUAUUAUUUUGUAUUUCCUUUUUUUUUUUUUUUUUUUUUUUUUUUUAACAUUUAAAGCAUUUCAGUAUAUUGAUAUUCGUAUUUUAAAAGCUAUGUACGUAUGUUGGUAUGGCUAUAAAGUCACUGAGUUUAUUGUCUUUAUUUUUUAUCUUAGGAAAGUGUAAACACUGGUCUCUCUUAGUAGGACAAUUGUCUCAUUCUUAAUUGAUAUCAACUGGCAUCUCCUGAAAUGUGAGAUGGAAUUAGAAACAACAGAAUAAAAGUUUACUAGCAGAGAUAAUGCAGAUGAGUUCCUUACCAUGGGCCCUGAUUCCAUUCAGAUUGCAUCAGUGAGAUUUCCUUCAGCUUUACUUUAGAAAGUCAAUAAUUACUAAUACUGUUCAGUGCACUUCUCUUGAAUGUAAGUCACUUGACUGCUUGUUAUUGCUGUUAAGAUUGGUUUCUUGUACUGGAAGGGGUUUUGCUUACCCAUAACCAUUGGAUGUACUGACCUAGCCAAAACUCCGUCAUCAAGCUAUGUUUCAUGUGUUGCUUUUCUUGACUGAGUGGCAAACAGCAAAUGUUUGGUAACAAAUGCCUAUCAAAAAAAAGCGAGAUCUGUACAACUUUGAGAUUAUAAGUAGGGUGUUCAGCUGGUUAUUAAUCUUAGUAGAGCUUUCGUAAUGGUUAUUUGAAAGGAUCUGCUCUUGAAUCUUUGAGUCGCAUAUGUGUUCACAAAAAUCAAAGUCUGCUUGACUGACAUUUAAGAAUACAUACAUCCAUCAAGGACAGGAAAAAAAAAAGCCAGCUUUUUACAUUUCCUUUUUCUCUCUUGUUCCACAAAAUCACAGUGCUUGAGGUUUUUUUAGCUGGUAGCACCUGUAUGUUAGGUAGUUGUCAGUUCACAAAUUUCUACACAAAUUGUUUCCAGAUAAAUUAAAAAUGAUUUUGCAUGUCAUGAUUAAAAGCAUAACAUUUCUGCAAAGGAACAGUGGCAGUGUUUACUAGGGAUAAAUAAAAUAUUCCUAGGUAAGAAUGUGAAGUAGUUAAUCUACUAAGGGUUGUGUUUUGAAGUCUAUUUUUAGUACUUCCAAUAACUGAAGACUGCAAGUUAGAUACAGGUUAUUUGAGUACCAUCUGAAAAAGUGAUGAAAGUCUUCAUAGUAAAUGUAGUUAAAAAGUAAAUAUAGAGAAAAAUAUAGUCACACUUGAAAGACUUCCAGCCUCCUUUGAAAUAAUGUAAUCAGCUUGUAUAUAACAUAGAAAAGAGCAGAAGGAGCUGAUGGGGCCACUGGUGGCACAUAUGGGAGCAAGAAGCAAGAGCUGCACAUUUGAGAAGUGCUUGGCUGGCUUCUCUUUGCAUCUCUUUAAUUUCACGGGAUUAACACUCAGCAGGUGUACCUGGCAGUCCCAGCAAUUUUUUGUCAGCUGUUCUCUUCUGGAGUUUGGAGAAGGUGACAGGGACUGAACAGUGUGGCUAAAGGUGGACUUACUGUCUUUGAAGGUCAGUGAAGAGCAUAAAAAAGAUAUUUGUAGAGAUUUGGACAAAAACCGUCCUCAGCUAUGCUGCGAGUUGCUUGACCGUCAGCAGAUGGAGAAGAAAAACACACUUUAGGAAUAUCACUGCAGUGAAAACAAGGCACGUAAUUGAAGUUGUUUGCAGGAUUGUGGUCAGAAGGCAGGAGUGUUUCCUUGCAAGAGUUUUAAGGGAGGUUUUGGUCUCAAGAUUUCUGUUGACUCUAACAGACCCCCUUAUCAGUCUGAGGGGGCCUUCAGUAUCCUAGCAGACACAGAGGCAGUCAUCACAAGGAAUAACAUCACUUUGAGUAAAGACUAUUUGAAGCAGGUCUGAUCUUGUUUGAUAGUUUUCUGACAGAACAACUUUUAUAGUAACUGCUCAUUUAUCAAAAUUUGUGCUAAUUCAGUGACUACUCAUUUUAUUGUGAAUAGCUUAGAUAUUUUUUAAUUGCUAAAAUUUCUAAGCCUGUGAGAAGGAAAGUAAUUAUACUAUGUAAUAGGUACUGCAUCAUCCCUCCUUAAAUCUGCGUGCGAUGCUUGGUGAUUAAUAACACUUUCUGCAUUGAUUAAUAGGUUUCGUUUCUGUUUGAGUUAAUGCAUGUUUAAAAUCAAGAACAAAAAUAAAAGUAUCUUAUCUUAGUGCUGCAUCAUUUAAACAUUUUUUCCAAUAAAUUUUGCAGUACAGGAAGAAACUGGUACCAUGAUUUUAUUGUAAUAUUUUCUUUGAAUUUUUUUUUCCUUCUGCUAACAUGAGUGUUUUUAUAUUUUUUUACGUUAUAGUAUGUACUUUCUCUGUUUUAUGGCAGUGUUUUAUCAUGCGUUAUACAGUUUAUGUUAUUGCAGUGUUAUCAGACAAAAAGAAACACUUACUGUACUUGGCGCCUGCUAUUUUUACUUUGAUCAUUUAUGUGGUGCUUUCACUUUAUUUUUUUGGUGAAGGUUAUGGAACACCUCUGUAUCUGGAAGCUCUCGGGAUAGCUUACAUGGAAGACAUUCAAGGCUUUGCUUGUUAAGUCUUUCUUUUCAGUUAUGUUAAAAACACAACUUCCUCAAGCAGCCCCAUGUGUGAAAACAGCAUUUCAGUCAUU
Lagopus muta (rock ptarmigan) is the source of this 5563-nucleotide messenger RNA. RefSeq names its product phospholipase A2 group IVA (gene PLA2G4A). Gene Ontology annotation, biological process: glycerophospholipid catabolic process. Gene Ontology annotation, cellular component: nucleus; Golgi apparatus; endoplasmic reticulum. Bases 589 to 2838 code for a protein of 749 amino acids. Gene Ontology annotation, molecular function: calcium ion binding; calcium-dependent phospholipid binding. The transcript has 19 exons. Lineage: Eukaryota; Metazoa; Chordata; Aves; Galliformes; Phasianidae. The record is from RefSeq and is a predicted model, not a curated record.